Cariama cristata (Red-legged seriema) is the source of this 1277-nucleotide messenger RNA. RefSeq names its product serine palmitoyltransferase, small subunit A (gene SPTSSA). Gene Ontology annotation, biological process: ceramide biosynthetic process. The record is from RefSeq and is a predicted model, not a curated record. Gene Ontology annotation, cellular component: serine palmitoyltransferase complex. Lineage: Eukaryota; Metazoa; Chordata; Aves; Cariamiformes; Cariamidae. Gene Ontology annotation, molecular function: serine C-palmitoyltransferase activity. The transcript has a single exon. The annotation marks the transcript as partial.
AUUCCAUGCUAGUUUCCAUUGUUGGAAUGGCACUGUACACGGGCUAUGUGUUCAUGCCUCAGCACAUCAUGGCAAUAUUGCACUACUUUGAAAUUGUGCAGUGAUGAAGAACAUAUUUUCAAGAAGUAAUUGGGCUUUGAAAUCUGGUCUACAAAGAAGAAUGAACCUCUUAGUUUUAACAAGACUUCUACCGAUACCAGAAAGACACAGUUAUGACUCUGAAGACUAGGAAACGAGAUAUGUAGAGCAGGGACGUGAGAUGUCCCCUGUGUUGUGUUCAUUCCUUUUAAUUUUACAAGAUAUGCCCUUGUAUAGUAGUUUUGUCUACUUUAACAUUGUGAUUGUACUUUGAUAUCAGUAUUUUCUUAACUUUGUGACAGUUUCAAUAUUGCACUGUGAAAGCUUUUCUUAAUUGUAAUUUUGAGUAAAUCUUAAUUGCCUUCUAUUUUUAAUCGGAAAAUCAUCUUAUUAAAUGGGGCUUAAAGCUUUUGCUAUUGUACGGUAUGUAUUUGCCUGGGUAUUUCUAUUAAUGCGUUUUGUAAGAAAAUACAUCUAGAUUCAUAUUAGAGACGUGGAUAUAUUCGUCUAACGCUAUUUACAAAAGUUAGUUUGUAUGACUGAACUCAGGUGUACUGUUUGCUGUCCAGACUUUGUUCAACAGUAUAUUUGUGCAUAUCACCUAAAUUUGGAAUUGGCAAUUAUUUCAAGUUUCUGUAUUCCACCAGUUGGAGAAGGGUGGGGGAGAUAAGGCAUUGAGGCAGAGCGAAGACUGCGUUCAUUAGCUUUGGAGUAGUGCUGUGGUUCUGGGCUUUACCUAGUCCAGGGAGAAGGACUUUUCUUUGCAGACAUAGGCCCACAUAAGGCUUUGGGAUAGCACUUUAAAUCGACUCUGUUUUUCUAGCUACCAAUUCAAUUGUACUUUUACAGGAUGCUUUUAUUAUGUUCCAGUGGUUAUGGUUUCUGCUAAUUUUCACUCAACAGUGUAACUAUGUCUAGGUUUUAAAGGGGUUUUCUAUUGCUGCUAGUGUUCCAAACAUGUUCUCGCUACAAACGACCAAAACAUAGGGGUUUAAAUGGACUUGAGUUACAAUUACAGCAAUAAGUAGCUGAAUACUUGGCUGAAGUCCUGUCUUCUUUUUCUUUUAUAGGGAUUUUUUUUCAGUUUUGUAUUCUGAUAUGUAAGAUGGUAACAACUUACUUUCCUAAGUGGAGGAUUUUUUUUGUUGUUGUUGUUGUUUAAAAAAAUAAAAGUUUAAAAGCAGAGCUUUGAUGCAAAA